Diaporthe amygdali is the source of this 1833-nucleotide messenger RNA. RefSeq lists its product as uncharacterized. NCBI's taxonomy places the organism in Eukaryota, Fungi, Ascomycota, Sordariomycetes, Diaporthales, Diaporthaceae. The transcript has a single exon. Gene Ontology annotation, cellular component: cytoplasm. The coding region runs from base 1 to 1833 and encodes 610 amino acids. Gene Ontology annotation, molecular function: nucleic acid binding; zinc ion binding. The record is from RefSeq and is a predicted model, not a curated record.
AUGCCUCCUCCACCGUCCUUCGACUACUAUGCUGAGCUCCAGGUUGAGCAAACAGCUUCCCCAGCCGAGAUCACCUCAGCAUAUCGACGACUUGCCCGCAUUCAUCAUCCUGACAAGAACCCCGACAAUCAGGAAGAAGCCACGACAAUCUUCCAACGACUGCAGCUGGCCCACGAAACUCUUUCCGAUCCUGCCAAACGCGCGCGAUAUGACAAUCCUCCGCAAUCCUCGAUCUUGAAUCAAGAUGACAACGACUACUGGGAGGUUGAUGAAGAUGAUGUCUUCGUUUUCAGGUUCCCCUUUGUUUUCUUCUUCUCGUCUCGCUCUUCACCUCGUCGUGGUUCCUCGCAAAGCAAGUCAGCCUACGAGGAUGCGAAAUCAGCAAAUGAGCGCCGAGCUCGGGAGAGCAAGCUGCGAGAGGAAGCCAGAGAACUGCGCGAGAAGGAGCAACGCCUGCGCCGAGAAGCCGAGGAAGCUCGCAGAAAGGAAGCGGAAGUAAGCAAGGCUUUGGCCCGGCGUCGCUUACAAGAUGCGGAGAGGGAGAAACAAGAGAAGCGAUGGAAAGACAACGGCACCGUUUCGAAUGACGAGAGACUCCGUACUUGCCUUCACUCAGACCUGUGUGACAAGGUCCAGCACACCAAGAAGUUCAAGUGUACCGCUUGUUCGGCGAGGCGCGGCAUGACCGCUUUUGAAUGUCCCUGUUGCUCGGCUCUUCUUUGCCAGUUGUGUCUCACCAAGUCAUCUAACAGGCGCAAGAAAAUGGAGAUGCAAGAGCAGAUGGAGGCUUCUGGUGUGCCUCAGACCCAGAGUGAGAAGCUCACCGUCGACAAGUCUAAUGCAAGCAAGUCCAACACCGGAAAUACCAGAACCAAGAAACUCAAGACCAAGAAAGGCGCGACAGCGAGUUCCACCAAACAGGCAUCGAAUGAGUCCAUCUCUGGCAAGAGCGGUAACACGAACAAGGCCAGCGUGGAGUGUGACUCUGACUACUGCAGUGAAACGGAUGAAGACAAGGGAGCACAUCCUUCGGGAGGAAAGUUCGCUUCUAAUAACCCGUACGACAUUCUUGCGGGUAACGAGGAGGCCACCACUCCUAAGCCCGAGAAGUCUGGACUAGAUGCUAGCACACUUGCUUCGAGCACCGCUCCCCUCUCUCCCGCCCACCCAGAUGGUGUCAAUAGUGCCAAUGAAGAGCCAACUUCUGCCAAGGCUGUUCAGUCAAAGAAGAGGAAGAACAAGAAAGUUGCCAACAAGGAGAGCGAAAAGGAGAAUGUCAAACCAGCCGACAAGGACAAAUGUGCUACUGAUGUUAUUGCUGCUGUCAAGACAAAAACGGCCAACGCAGCAUCUAACACUCAACAAAUGACGACACACCCGAGCUUGCGGGAUUCAUCUUCUCAGAACUUGUCUACCGUGGGCAUGUUCAACAAGACCACGAAGGAUGCGACUGUCAAGCCGGAGAAUUCAACGUCUCGCACCGGCCCAACUCGUCAACAGGAUCCCUCAGGACGAGUUCGCAGACCUACGCCAGGCACAACUAGCGGUUACAUUCGAUCCUCAAACCAAAGGGCAACAAUGAGUAUGCUCCGUCAGGCUAUGGAGAAAUUUGGAGCCGUGAGGUCUUUGAGAUUCAUAAACAAAAAGAGCGGCACCGCUCAUGUCGACUUCGCAACCCAUGACGGUCUAUAUGGAGCCAUGGCGGCCUCUCCUGUGCGCGUCAGUGAGCAAAUCACCGUUCGCGUGGUUGAGCUGAAGUCUUGCGGCUUCUGUGGGAAGACUGGCCAUGUUGCUGAGAAUUGCAGCGAUGCAAACAGAAAGUCGCAGAGUUGA